AAUAUAAUACGUUUAUGGUAAUAGGCUUAAUAAGCAAACAAGAUUUGAAAAAUCUAAUUCAUAUAUGGAUAAAUAUUAUUAGUUAAAAUAUGGAAAUUUCAUUAACGAAUGAAAACAAUAAUUGUAAAAAAAAUCCAAUUGUGUUUUUAGAUAUAGCAAUUGAAUCUGAAAAAGUUGGAAGAGUUGUGAUAGAACUUUUUAAGGAUGUUGUACCUCGAACAGCAGAAAAUUUUCGUGCAUUAUGUACUGGAGAAAAAGGUAUUGGAAUCAAUGGUAAAAAGUUACAUUAUAAAGGAUCAACAUUUCAUAAAGUAUUAUCACAGGUUAUGAUCCAAGGUGGAGAUAUAAUAAAUUUUAAUGGAACAAGCGGAGAAAGUAUAUAUGGAAUAAAAUUUGAGGACGAACAUUUUGGGCUCACUCAUUCAUCUGGAGGAUUACUAAGCAUGGUAAAUGAAGGUUAUCCAAAUAGCAAUAGUUCUCAGUUUAUAAUUACUAUUUCAGCCACUUCACAUUUGGAUAAUACCAAUGUAGUAUUUGGUAAAGUUUUAAAAGGAAUGGGUGUUGUAUUAGAAGUAUCUCAAAUUAGAACAAUUAAUGAUAUACCAAUUGAGAAAAUAUAUAUAAUUGAUUGUGGUGAAUUAAAAGGAGAUCAAAAUUGGGGUAUGGAAGAAAAUGAUGGUACAGAUGAUGUGUUUACUCCUUGGCCAGAAGAUUGGAAUUAUUCUAGACAUAUUAAACAACUUGAUUACAAAUAUAUGAUGGAAGUUAUUAAGAAGAUAAAAGAUUCAGGAAAUUAUUAUUUCUUACGAAAAAAUUAUGUAGAUGCAGGCAGAAAAUAUAAAAAAGCAUUACGAUAUUACAAAUGGAUGACAAAGACAAUAGAUGUAUCUAAUUCUAAUGAAUUAAUGAUGAAUAUUAAAGUGACACUAUUACUUAAUCUUGCUGCUGUUAAAUUGAAAGAAAAGGAUUAUCGUGAAACUUUAAAACUUUGUUCAAAGGUUUUACAAUUAGAGAAGAACAAUAGUAAAGCUUUAUUUAGGAGAAGUCAGGCACAUAUGGGACUAAAUGAAUAUGAUUUAGGUUUAGCAGAUUUAAAGCAAGCAUUAUUAGAAUCUCCUAAUAAUAAAGAUAUUUUAUUAGAGAUUGAUAAAGUUAAAAGAGUUAUGAAUUCAUACCUAGUAAUUGAAAAAGCUUCUUGUCAAAGAAUGUUUAAAUGAAAAUAUUUUUUAUUUAAUAUUUUAUAAAAUAAAAUUGUGUAAAUAUAUUUUUUAUCUAUAUUUUAAAUUAAAAAUAAAAGUGAAAUCAUUUUUAUAUAUUAAUGUUUUCUAAAAAAACAUUAAUAAAAUAAAAAAACAUUGUAAAAUAAUAGUAUUUUAGCUAAAAUUAUUAAAAAAAAUUUGUAUAUAAAAAAAUAUCUUAAAUAUCUAUAUUCAUUUUUAUUUUUUUUUUUUUUUUUGAUAAAUAUCAUUUAUUUUCAUUUAAGCAUUUUUAUUAUUCAAUAACAAUCUUCAUGUACAAUGUACAAGAAGAAACAAAAGCAUUAUAAUUGUUGAAAAUAUAUUGCUGUGAAUAUUAUUCUGUUAAAAAUAUAUUUUGUAUAUAUUUUGUUAAAAGUUGUUAAGUAUAAAAGGAACAUGUGAAGCAUGCUUAUAUCAUUAAAUAUCCAUUUUGUAUAGUAUAUUGUUGUUAUAAAAAUUUAAUUAUAUUUGAAUAAUUAUUUUUUAUCAUAAUUUAAAAGAAUGCAUUCCAAUAUUUUAGGAUAUUAUAAUGGAGGGAACAGAUUAAAUAGAUCAUGUACAGAAAUCAAUUAUAUAAAAGAGUAAAUAUUAUUACAAACAU
Apis dorsata (giant honeybee) is the source of this 1839-nucleotide messenger RNA. It is a transcript of the gene Cyp40, whose product is annotated as peptidyl-prolyl cis-trans isomerase D. Bases 90 to 1217 code for a protein of 375 amino acids. The record is from RefSeq and is a predicted model, not a curated record. The transcript has 6 exons. Gene Ontology annotation, cellular component: intracellular membrane-bounded organelle. Gene Ontology annotation, molecular function: protein binding; peptidyl-prolyl cis-trans isomerase activity. Gene Ontology annotation, biological process: protein peptidyl-prolyl isomerization. NCBI's taxonomy places the organism in Eukaryota, Metazoa, Arthropoda, Insecta, Hymenoptera, Apidae.